Acanthoscelides obtectus is the source of this 6231-nucleotide messenger RNA. Lineage: Eukaryota; Metazoa; Arthropoda; Insecta; Coleoptera; Chrysomelidae. The record is from the annotation of a GenBank genome assembly.
GUGACUUUGACAUUUGACCUUGUAAACCUGACCAACGAGUUUGUUUUGUGCUUUUGCUCCGCCUCUAUUUGCCUUUCUGCAUUUUUCAUUGGUCACUUGAAAUGAAUGCUAGUGACCAUGUGACUCAUUAUCUUAUCAUUAUUUUUGUUUGGAGGAAAAGGUAUUUGGCCUUGUAUAAUUGCAAUAUUUACAAUAGCAAUAGACGGUUUUCUGCGUCUUCGUCAAAGCCUUUGAUAAUUAUUGGAUUAUUAUUAAAAGAUAUAUAAUAUAAAAACACAGUAUCAUUUUUAGGAAAAUACCACAGUGAUAUUGUAACUACUUGGUGCUACUAAUUCCCAAAAUACAUGUGUGAGAGAUGGCCACAUGUACCUAUCAGAAAUCCUCUGAAGAUGGAGUUAUGCAGCAGCUUAAAGAGUUAUUUGGCAGUGUCCUCAACAUUGAUGUAAUUCAGAAUGUUGCAGUAUCGUGUCAGUAUGAUGUGAUAAAAUCAUCAGACAAAUUACUGGAAAUUUCAAGCCGUAUGGACCACUUUGACAAUAAGAUGGGCGAUAAACAUAAAACCGUUGCUUUUGGCGGUGUCAAUAUCCCAAACAGUUUCUUGCCACUAUCUAAUUCGUCCAGUACCUCAUCUUUGUCCUCUAACAAAUCCAGAAAAGCUAGUGACAUUGAGAGAACCAUCAGUUAUAUUCAACAAAACUUCAAAGUUCUUGUCUUGAUGCGUGGACUACCAGGUUCAGGCAAAAGCACUUUGGCGAAAAAAAUCCUUGAAAGCACGAUUGGGUAUGACGAAACUCGAACUGUGCAUCUUUUGAGCACUGAUGAUUAUUUUCGUACGAACAAAUUGGGCGUUUACAAUUAUGACGCCACAAAAAUUGAAUCAGCUCAUGGUUGGAAUCAGAAUAGGGCGUUUCAGAGCAUGAGUAGAGGAUUUAGCCCAGUUAUUAUAGAUAACACCAACGUCCAAAUGUGGGAAAUGAAGCCAUACGCUACUAUGGCGACUGAUUAUGGGUAUAUAAUCGAAAUUUUAGAAGCAGAUACACAUUGGUGCUUUGAUGAUAAAGAGCUGAGUAAACGCAAUACUCAUGGAGUGCCGAGAGCAAAGAUUAGAGAUAUGCUGGAACGUUACGACAAAAAUAUAACGGCUCGUAAACUACUCUCUGCUUAUAAUUUGUAUUAUAAACUUCAAAAACCCCCACAGCUACGAUUAUACCCCCCACCGAAUAAUAUAGCAACAACAAAUAGAUAUAAACAAAAUAAUAACGAGCCAUCUAUUAAACCAGAAACAGCUACGCUUUUAAAUCACCAAACUGAAAAGACCAAACCUAUUGAAACAAUCAAUCUGAUGGAAUUCGACGAUGAAGUUACCACAAAGCCAAAAGAAGCUACUUGCAAUUCACCUUGCGAACCAAAUCCUGUAGAUAAAAUAUUGAUGUUUUCUAAUGACAUUGAAGCAACGAAGGUUCUUAAACCCCAACAGAACCAAAAUGAUACUGUUAAAUCAGUCCUCAAUGCCUGGGGCGUCGAUGAAAUAGCCUUGAGAUCAUGGGACUUUGUUACACCAGUCAAGGAUGAGAGAAACCUUGGCUGUACUAUUCAAACUCCAGUUGAGGUAAACAAAGUGAUUAUGAUUGAAUCUGGAACAAAUACAGAAGACGAAUAUUUUCAUUUAUUGAAAAAAGUUAACGUCUCUGUCUAUCCAAGUGGGAUAACAGUUUUGGAUACCUUGAACCGAGAUAUCAACAGAAAUACGCCCCAAAGAACAUCCCUUAUUCCCAAAAAAUUGAUGUUGGAUAAAAGUUGUAUGACAGAAGGCCUAUAUGAAGAUUACGAGAAUCAUAUGACUCAGUUGGAGAGUCUUUUCCCUGAUGUGCCUUCAACUUACUUGCAAUAUUGGUACAAAAAAUGCCAAAGAGAUUUAGAGUGGACUAUAGAGUUCUUGUUGGAAGCCAAAGAUGAGAUUACUACUCUUAUUGAGAAACAUGAUGAAGAAAAUGAGCUUGAGGAUAAGAAUGUUUCAGAUGAGGAUAAUAAUUCUGAUAAUAAUCAGCCUUUCCAAGUAAAAGAAAGUAGACGCAGAAAGCGGAAGAUUUCAGAGGAGAGCAACAAUUUGAUAAAACUGAUCGAAAGUAAAAUUGAUAUCAACAGUGAUCACUACUCUGAACAUUUACGCAGAAUUAAAAACAGGCAGAAAGGAAAUUCAGAUUCAGCAAUACCUUCUACAUCUUCCGCUAAUUGUGAAGAUAAUGUUAGACAACGCACAUCUUCAAAUGAAAGUUCGACAGAGGUUGAUUCAGACAUUGAAGUUGAUGAAGUAGAUGUGCUAAAAUCAGCAAGAAUGGAGGAGACAAUUGAACUUAACUUGGGUGAGCACUUUGUUGCUCAACUUGAAGAGAAAUUCGGUGAGCCAAGUUUGAGUUACCCCAAGGGAUUUCAACCUGUGGUACAAAUGCCCGCUAGCUUAGCUAGGCAGCUCUACACGUUCUAUUUGGAGAGUGUCUACCAACAAAUGGACAAUCAAAAGCAAAUUCUGGAAGAGAUGGCUAAGGAAGAUGAAGAGUUUGCAAAGAAGUUGCAAGCUAGCGAGUUUGAGGAGUCAAGGCCUUUGCAACCGGACCCCACUCCAAAUCUUCAGGAAAUAAUGGAAGGACAGAGACAGUACAAUAAAGAAGUAGAAAAAUGGAAGAAUAUGAACCCAGAUAACUUGGCGCUUAAGCUGACAAGAGAAAAGUUGAUUAACAGUUUUCCAACAAUCAAUCAAGAUACUUUGAUUGAAAUAUUGUUUGCAUAUGAGAACAAAUAUGCGGAAACGGUGGAGUCUUUGCUAGCUUCAAUGGAACCUGGUGAUGUGCAAGGAAAUGUGGAAAAUAUCAAGGAGCCACCUAUUCAAGAAGAGGUCUUGGAAGAGAUGAAGGAAGCCCAGAGAGGCAAUACCAACCAGGAAUACGAUGAAGUCCAACAAGCUACAUUCUAUCGUGAACAAGCUAACAAAUUCCAAAAGCGAAGGGAAGAAUUAUACAAAAAGGCCCAAAAGUACUGCCAAAAAGGCAUGAAAGAAGUGGCCCAGUUCUAUUCAGGACUGGCGAGCCAACAGACAGAUUACUUUGAACGAGCAAAUAGUAUGGCUGCUACGGCCUUUCUUGACGAACAUUUCAAAAGGUUGCAAGACUUCAACACGCUCGAUUUACACUUUUUAUACGUCAAAGAGGCGAUUCCAGCUCUUGAUAUGUUUUUGGAUAGAGCCAUCAAUUUGUUGAGGAGUAGCAAAGAAAAACAGUCCGAGUAUCUGCAAAUUAUCACCGGGCGAGGGAAAAACAGCCAAAAUGGCGUCGCAAAGAUCAAACCUGUGGUUCAAGCUAGGCUUAAGAAGCGGGAUAUCAAGUUUGUGCAACUGAAUCCUGGGCUUCUAAAAGUGAAAGUUACAAAGACUACAUUGAUUACCAACGAAAUGCCAUUAAAUUAGAGGUAAUAUUGAGCUUUCCACUUAAUGACCAAUAAUUUCUUUCAAAGUCAAUCGAUACUACUUUAAAAUUUUAAGUAAAAGUUCGUGUAUGGUAUAAACUGUUGAUUUUACUUACAUAGUUUAUGUGUUGAACAAUGCCGAAAAUGUGAAGACUAUUUUUAUAUGACAGAACUAUAACAUUUAAGUACAAAAUAAUUAUAAGGUUAUUAUAAGCUUUCCUGUUUUUGAUUUUUUAAGUUUUCAUUUGCAAAGAUGAUGUUUGCUUGUUAUUUUAUGGUGCUUAACUCUGAGGUUAAUUUCAAUCUUAUUCUGUGUUGAUGAAAGGAUACCUCAUGAGUGUUUUUAUAAUUUUAUACUAUUUUACAUUUAUAAUAGGCUCUAAUAUCAUAACCAAUAAUACUACAAUUACUUGCAUGCUGAUAUCGUAUAAAAACAACUUUUAUACAAAGACAUUAGCUGUUUUUAGACAAAAUGCUGCGAAAUUGGUGGCGAGGUGCUACCUAGAAAACAACUAUUUCGUAACGCAUUUUUUAUGGAUUUGUUUUAUAGUUGUUAAUAAUUUUUUUAACGUUCUUGUCUACAACCCUUUCGACUUCUAAUUUUGCAGAUACUAGAAAGUAUUUUUGCGUUUGGAAUUCCUAAAUGAAAAUCGACAAGCAGAACUAUAAAACGUCAGCAAGUUUUCCUCAUUUUUCAAUUUAGUUAUCAUAGUCGGUUAUGCUUCAUAGAACCUAUAUACCAAGAGCCGCUUUCCACCAGCUGUCAAUACCGUUCCACUGCUCUAGAGUGUCAUGCACCUGAGCUACACAUUUUAGAAAUUCCCUGUCCCCUCAUGCACUAGCUUUUUAUUCGGUUUUAUACGCUCCGAAAUAGUGGGGAUAACGAAAAUGACAAUGUGUCAAGAUUAUUAGGUUACGUUUUAUGUUUUCAUUUUUUUGUCAAAAAAUGAUUUUUUGGUGCAUUUUUUCUUCAAUCGGAACUUGUUAAUAAAUAAUAUUGCAGCUCUGAAAUAGUGUGUGACUAUUCCUUUUUUAUGGAAGAAUGAAUCAAGUGAUUACUUUUGUUCUUAUCACUUUUCCUUUUAGAAAAAUCUUUGAUUUUCUUGAAGCCUUGUCUCGCAGCAGGUUUCAAGAAAAGCAAAUAGAAAAACUGAUAAGAAUAAAAGUGAUCACUUAAUUCAUUCAUCCAUAAAAGUGGAAUAUUCACAUACAAUUUCAGAGCUGUACUAAUAUUUCUUAACAAGUUACGAUCGAAGAAAAAAUCCACAAUAAAAUGCACCUAACAUGCAUUUUAUGACAAAACAAAAUUAAAAACGAUGUCAUCUCUAUACACAUCAUGAAGUAAUCAGACGAAAAGGAUUUAGAAAUACUGUUGCAAACAGCUAGUUAAAAAAAGCGAAAAAAGGGACGUGCGGCCUCAAACCGACAGAUACCAGACAAUGGAGGAUGACAAAAAACUGAUAAUGUUAUGACCCAGACGUACAUUUGAAAUGUUCCUGAACAAUAAAGAUCUAUAACUAGACACAGAAUAAUUUUGAAUGUCUACACUUAAAUAUAAAUUCGACACAUUUACCCACAAGCUUUACAAUAAAAAUGUGUUUACAUUUUCAUUGUUUGGCAGUGUGAUACAAAUUGUCAACGUCAAAGCAAAACAUCAAAAAACAGGUUAGGUUCGGGAGCAUCACACUCCGGGUGCAUACAACUCUCAAUUUAAAAGCUCUGAAAAACGGCUCAGGAGAACCCACCUGGGUACCAUGAUCGAAAGCGGUGUUGCCGGAUCUGCAAGUCGUCGUAAUUUUCACCGGCUGUUCGAUAUUCGGCAAAAUAGUGCGCGCUUCGUACUCUUCGAAACGCUUUGUGAACGAAAUGUGUUUCUUUGAUCAAUUUCCAUUCGAUGAAUCUUCUAAAUAAAUAACGUUCAAACGCUCAAAAGCCUGUUCGAAUAAGGCUUUGUCGCAGAUACUUGGUCAACAAAUUCAAUUCUGGCAACGCGGACUCGAAACUUCGCGAUCUCUUCACCCAAUGUCCGGAGCUUUUGCGCGGUCUAGCUGUGUUUGGUAGUUGGUGGGAGAAUCCAAAACUUAUAGUGCGAGAUCGGGCGGCUUCAAUAUGCACGUAUUUUUUAUAAAAUGUAUUUUUUACGUACGUUAAAUAACAGUAGAGCAGAUUACAGCUGAGUUGCCUGUAAUGUAUUCUACUAUUAUUUAUCUUUCACCAGAGUUUUAUCAAUCAAGCAGAUACCUGCAGAUUCAACCGGUCCGAUCUUAAGACUGUAGGGAGGUAUUCAUUUGACGGAUCUGUCAAAGCACAGCAUUGCCAGGUGGGUCGAACAGAUUUUUUCGAAUAAAAAAAACAUCAAAUCACAGAUAGUUGUAAAAGUCCCCCAAAUUUGUGGGAAAAUUCCUCAACAUGUCAACCCUGUCAAAGCACUGCUGGUACCCCAGACGUCAAGUUUGGGAGUCACUUUUACAUCACGAACAGUAUUGCCGUAGUUUCUCCUGGUAUAUAGACUCCGUGCUUGAAUAAUUGAAAAUUCCUAUACUAUAUUAUCACUCAGUUGAUUUUGUCUUAGGUUCUUUUAACACUGAUGACUAUCAUUUGUUUUCUAUAAUUGUUACGUUUUGGUAAUUAUAAAUGGUAGGCUCAAUUUAAAUAGGAAGUACUUGGAGGUUAUUCAUGUAAGUUUAUUUUCAUACUUUUAUUAUUUCUUUCCCAUUAGAUAUAUAAAACUUUUAUAUGUUUAUAUAUUGUAAUAUAUGUUCUUCUAUCAAA